CCUCAGAUCUAUUACAAAAUGUCGAAUAAUCCCUCGCCCUCCGGACUCUCAUUGCCCCCUAUGGACCGGUCUUCUUCCUCGGCCUCACAAUCUUUCAAUUCCAUUCUUGGUCAAUUGGCCAGUUCCCAUCUGACAAAUCUGAUCCAGGGCCAUCAAAGCAUAUCCCAAUCAUCGCCUGCACCCGUACAUCGCGACCCUACAUGGUUACAUACGUUACCCAGAGAACAACGCCCUCGUUUGGACCCCUUUCAAGACAGAAUCGUGAAUGGGAAUAGGAAUUUCCAGAAUACCAUGCCAGCCCAAUCAAACCGACGUUCCAGGCCAGAAUUGUCAGUGUUUGUGGGACCUUUGCCCCCUGAUGUCACUUGCGACGAGAUUCAGGUCCUCCUUCGACCGCAUCAACCGAAAGAAAUCUCCCUACGUCCGGUGGGCAGAACUGUCUACGGUCACCGUCGCUCCAUUGCCGCUGAAGUAGCUUUCCGUACCCUCGAGGAGAGGCGAGCAUGUCUGGCAGAAUUUGAACGUUCGGACCUGCACUCUCGAAGGUGGCCCAGACCGAUCCGAGUAGAACCCUUUCGCUCCAAUUCAUCACAUUCCACAUCUUCCAUCCCCGAAGCUCGCAGUGAAAGCCUAGUUGUUUCCGAUCCAACGUCGCAUUCAAGGGAAGAGGAAGGAAUUUUGGAGCCUCUCUCUGACGGGAGCAUCCGAGACACUCGCUUGGAGAAAAAGCGAUGUAACAUACGUGAUCGUCAAAACAUUCAAGAUGAACGAAAUGUGAAAGGACAGACUUAUAGGCUUUUGGCCGAGGGCCUCGAGCAACAACUCUUGGCCGAGCAAAAGACUAAAACCGCCCACGAGAAGGCUAUUCGAAAUAGCCAAAAAGGCGUCGAGGCAUGCAAGAGGAGAAUCCACGAACUCUGCAGGUCGGAGGAUUCUUUGAGGGAAGGGUAUCAACGCGCCAUGGAUGACUUGGACGAACGAACCGCAAACCUCUUGGUGGAAUGGAAAACUCUACAAGAUGAUGCCACUCCAGAAUCGGCCUCGGCCGAGACUCCCAUAUUGGCUGAUGCCAAAUUUUCGGUCGAACCGGAAAUCGAGUGCAUAGUGUGUGUCGAGCCCAUGUUGGGUGCUAUUUUCCAAUGCUGCAAUGGACAUUGUGUGUGCAACACGUGUUUUGAACGUAUGACUCACUGUGCAAUGUGCAGAGUGAAACUUCACCGCCCUGGAAUCCGUUGCCGAUUAUUGGAGACUUUGGUGCAAAAGAUUAUGAAAAAUCCUACCAUUCCAAUUGAGAAAUCAUCAACAGACGGGAGUUGAUGUAGUAUUAACGCAUGUUUCUUAUGAGGACUAAGUAAACUCAACUUAGCCCGUAUGAGGGUAUCAAAUUUACCCCCUGCCAGCAACGAUAAUCCAGUCUUCUUACCCUCAUUGGUUAUGAAGCAACCAAGUCAUGAAAUGAGGCAAAUAAAACAAUAUUUGCGUUA
Molecule: messenger RNA, 1484 nt
Organism: Tigriopus californicus
Lineage: Eukaryota; Metazoa; Arthropoda; Copepoda; Harpacticoida; Harpacticidae
Biological process (GO): proteasome-mediated ubiquitin-dependent protein catabolic process; multicellular organism development
Cellular component (GO): cytoplasm
Molecular function (GO): nucleic acid binding; ubiquitin conjugating enzyme binding; ubiquitin protein ligase activity
Source: RefSeq, a predicted model, not a curated record